GCCGUUCACAGUGUAAACAUCGAUCAUAUUUGUAACAGUUCAGGAAGUAGCAAGCAAUGGAGAGGUUGUUGUCAUCUGUGGAGAAGUUGUUGUCUCCGGAGACGGCGGCGGUUAUAAAAGAGAAGGCAGGAGAAGGGCUUGAGUUAGUUGUCAGACUGUCAACGGAUUACAAGCUCGUCCUUGUCGGGGCCGGGGCUGUCGUUGGGUUGUAUUGGUACACCACCUGGACACAUGGAUUCUUCAAGAAGUUGGGAAUUCCCGGUCCAAAGCCAGGAAUAAUUGGAGCACUUGGUCAAUACAAGAAAUAUGGGACCAUUUCUAAACAUGACCAACAGAUGAUUGAGAAAUACGGCAAGGUUGUAGGUCUUUUCCAUAUGCGCCAACCGAUAUACCUCAUUGCUGACACGGACAUAAUAAAACAGAUCACAGUUAAGGAAUUUGCAUCGUUCAUCAACCGCUCAAAAGGCUCCAACUUUCCACGAGACCCACUGUUUAAGGAGUCGCUUGUUUUCUUGGUUGAUGAUCACUGGAAGUUCAUUCGAGGCAUCCUGAGUCCCACGUUCACAGCAGGCAGGAUGAAGGAGAUGAUACCGCUGAUGCAGACUUGCAUGGCUUCUCUAGUGACAAACCUCUGGAAAACUACAGAAGAAGGCACGAAAACAGUCAAAAUGAGAGACAUAUUUGGGCUGUAUUCUCUGGAUGUCAUCGCCUCUACAGCAUUCGGCAUUGAGGCUGACUGCCAGGCAGACCCUGAAAAUGCCUUUAUAAUCAACGCUCGGAAGAUGACAGAAAGAGGACUCAAACUGAUUGUUGUUUUUAUGGUCUGCUCUUUGUUUCCCUUCAUGACCAAAUUGUUGGAAGCUGGUGGUUUCAAGAUGAUUGAUGCUGGUUGUCGAAAAUUCUUCACCAAGGCUGUGCUUCAGACCAUAUCAGACAGAAGAGAACUUAACAUUAGCCGGAGAGACUUCCUGCAGCUCAUGCUUAACUCCCACAAGCUGGAGGUGAAACAGGAGGAGAAGGACUCCGAUUCCUACGUGGAGAUGGACAAGUCAUUGAGAAGAGGCAUGACAAACGAUGAGAUUCUGGGCAAUGCUGUCCUGUUUCUUACUGCUGGAUAUGAAACUACGAACCUGACUUUGGCGUAUUUCGCCUACAACCUUGCAACCAACCAGGACUGCCAGGACAAACUGAUAGAGGAGAUUGACCGCGUUCUCAAUGGGCAGCCCCCAGAUUACGAGAGCAUGUCAAAGUUGGAAUACCUGGACGGUGCCUACCUGGAAACUCUGCGACUCUUCCCACCAGCUAUAAGGAUGUCCAGACUAACAGAAGAGGAUAUCACGAUUAACGGUGUCCUCUUCAAGAAAGGAGUUGAAGUGCACAUUCCUAUUGGUGCCAUACAUAAAGAUCCUGAAAAUUGGCCUGAUCCAGAGACUUACAACCCAGAGAGGUUUCGUCCAGAGAAUCGCCCGGAGAAUUACAACUAUGUGUUCCUGCCGUUUGGAGCUGGUCCUCGGAACUGCAUCGGGAUGAGGCUUGCUCACCAGACAGUCAAGAUGGCCAUUGCAGGAAUUCUCCAGAAGUACCGCUUUGUCCCCGGUCCAGAAACAAAGAUACCUCCAGAGACAAAUGCCUUUGAACCAAAGCCAUUGGAUGGAAUGAUGCUGAGAAUUGAGAAAAGAUAAAAGGAGAAGUCACUCCAUUUCACUCAUGAAAGGGAGAUCACUCUGAUAUACAUACAAGAGAACAAACUCUUCCAUUUUGAUCCUAUAGGGACAUCACUCUUUUCUUCUUCAAAGGGAGAUCACUCUGAUUUUGUCAUGAAAGGGAGCAAACUCUAUUGAUUAAGAGGCUUUUCUUACAUUGAUUCAUUCAUCAAAGGGAGGGUUACUCUGAUUCAUUUGUAAGAGGGAGGUAAUCUGAUUCAUACAUCAGCUGAUUCUUAAGUGACAUGAGCGUCCUUCUGUCAUGGUCAUGAGGGGCGGUCGGGUAGCCUAGUGGUUAAAGCGUUCGCUCGUCACGCCCAAGACCCGGGUUCGAUUCCCGACAUGGGUACAAUGUGUGAAGCCCAUUUCUGGUGUCCCCCGCCGUGAUAUUGCUGGAAUAUUGCUAAAAGCGGCGUAAAACCAUACUCACUCACUCACUCACUCACUCACUAACUCAUGGUCAUGAAAGUUAAUUUCAUAUUGCACAGUUUAAGUCAAAUUGGUAUAUGUAAAUAUGAGGCUACUGAAGUAAAAAUGUAAAUACCAUGGACUUUUGAGCCAUGUCAUUCCCAGUUUAGUCAACCCUGCCUUCAUUAAUACUGCAGCUUCUAAAAUGUCCCUUAAAUAGUUGUCAGAUGUGUAAAGGUUUGUGAAAUCAUUUACACUGCCAAUACGAUGUACAAAUGUUAAGGAUCCCGUGAAGAUUCUGGGGUAGAAUAGGUCUUCAGCAACCCAUGCUUGCCGUAAAAGGUGACUAUGCUUGUCGUAAAAGGCGACUAAAGGGAUCGGGUGGUCAGGCUCGCUGACUUGGUUGA
Haliotis rufescens (red abalone) is the source of this 2518-nucleotide messenger RNA. RefSeq names its product cytochrome P450 3A24-like. The coding region runs from base 57 to 1682 and encodes 541 amino acids. The record is from RefSeq and is a predicted model, not a curated record. Lineage: Eukaryota; Metazoa; Mollusca; Gastropoda; Lepetellida; Haliotidae. The transcript is spliced from 14 exons. Gene Ontology annotation, molecular function: heme binding; steroid hydroxylase activity; iron ion binding.